This is a messenger RNA of Closterium sp. NIES-65, 396 nucleotides long. The record is from the annotation of a GenBank genome assembly. Lineage: Eukaryota; Viridiplantae; Streptophyta; Zygnematophyceae; Desmidiales; Closteriaceae.
GGAGCUCUAUUUCAACAACCUCACAGGAAGCAUCCCUGCCGACAUCUCCAAGCUCACUGAACUGAAAUAUCUGGGGCCCUCCUACAACAAUCUCACCGGCGCCGUUCCUGCCAUUCGCGGAUUCCUCCAGACCAUAGACCUCUCCCACAAUCACCUCACCACCAUGCCUACUGCCAUCAGUGCGGAAAAUAUCACGCUGAGCCACAACGACCUCAAGGGAUCCGUGCCCGUCAAUGGAGACGUGUAUAGCAUAGACCUCAGCGACAAUCCUCUUAGUGGAGGCUUGGAUGUGCUCCUUAAAACGUCCUCAACUGGACAAUUACAGAUGCUAUAUGCCGCAUCAUGCAACUUCUCAGGCCCAUUUCCAUCCUAUCCCAACAUAAGAAUCGAAAGGCU